AUGCCUCGUGGUCAGAAGAGUAAGCUCCGUGCUCGUGAGAAACGCCGCCAGGCUCGAAGUGAGCCCCAAGAUCUCAGUGUUGCUCAGGCCUUUGCAGCAGAGGGAAAAGAGAUACCAUCCUCUUCCUCUGCUAUUAACAAGGGUGCUUCCCAGAGCACCCCUGCUGCAAGCGGUCCUGGGAAGUCUGGGAAAGGCCGAUCCACCCGCUCAGGUGCCAAGAGCCAAGAUGAAGAGCGUCCAAGCACCUCCAGUGCUCUACCUCAGAGCUUAGGGAAUGAUCCUCUGACCAGGAAGACGGGCAUGUUGGUGCAGUUUCUGCUAGAAAAGUACAAGAUGAAAGAGCCCAUCCGGAGGUCAGACAUGCUGAAGCUUAUGAACAAAAAGUUCAGAGAGCACUUCCCAGAAAUCCUGCGGAAAACCACUGAGCGCAUGGAGCUGGUGUUUGGCCUGGAGCUGAAAGAAGUUGACCCCAAAGGUCGCUACUUUGAGCUCUCCGGCAAGCUCAGCCUUACCAGUGAAGUGGGCCAGAGCGAUGGCAGGGGCUUCCCCAAGAAUGGGCUCCUGAUGCCUCUUCUAAGUGUGAUCUUCAUGAAUGGCAACCGUGCCUCUGAGGAAGAGAUGUGGGAAUUCCUGAAUGUGUUGGGGAUAUAUGAUGGCAUUAAGCACUUCAUCUUUGGGGAGCCCAGGCAGCUCAUCACCAAAGAUUUAGUGCAGGAAAAGUACCUGGAGUACCAACAGGUGCCCGGCAGUGAUCCUCCACGCUAUGAGUUCCUAUGGGGUGCAAAAGCCCAUGCUGAAACGAGCAAAAUGAAAGUCCUGGAGUUUUUGGCCAAGGUCAAUAAUACCGUUCCCAGUUCCUUCCAGUCCCGGUAUGAGGAGGCUUUGAGAGAUGAGGAAGCGCGAGCCCGAGUGAGUAUUACAGCUGGGGCUCGUGCCACUGCCCAGGCCAGCACCAGUGCCACUGCCCGGGCCAGCACCAGUGCCACUGCCCGGGCCAGCACCAGUGCCACUGCCCGGGUCAGCACCAGUGCCACCGCCCGGGCCAGCACCAGCACUACUGCCCGGGCCAGCACCAGCGCCACUGCCCGGGCCAGCACCAGCACUACUGCCCAGGUCAGCACCAGUGCCACUGCUCAAGCUACCACCAGCACUACUGCCCAGGCCAGCACCAGCGCUACCGCCAGAGCCAGCACCAGCACCACCAUCCAAGCCAGCACCAACACUACCGCCCAAACCAGCACCAGCACUACCGCCCAGGCCAGCACCAGCACCACCAUCCAAGCCAGCACCGACACUACUGCCGGAGCCAGCACCAGCACCACCAUCCAAGCCAGCACCAGCACUACCGCCCAAGCCAGCACCAGCACUACCGCCCAGGCCAGCACCAGUGCCACUGCCCAAGCCAUCACCCACUCCAAGGCCACAUCUAAAUCCUCCCAGCCCUAG
This is a messenger RNA of Otolemur garnettii (small-eared galago), 1446 nucleotides long. RefSeq names its product MAGE family member B17 (gene MAGEB17). The transcript has a single exon. The record is from RefSeq and is a predicted model, not a curated record. Lineage: Eukaryota; Metazoa; Chordata; Mammalia; Primates; Galagidae. The coding region runs from base 1 to 1446 and encodes 481 amino acids. Gene Ontology annotation, biological process: negative regulation of transcription by RNA polymerase II. Gene Ontology annotation, cellular component: nucleus.